Rotaria sp. Silwood1 is the source of this 228-nucleotide messenger RNA. The record is from the annotation of a GenBank genome assembly. Lineage: Eukaryota; Metazoa; Rotifera; Eurotatoria; Philodinida; Philodinidae.
AUGAGUGGUGUUGAAGUAUCAUCAACUGUUACACGUGAACAAUUAGAAGCUGCAUCUGGUGGUGAAUUAUUACAUAGUGAAGCUGGACAAUUUACAACAGCAAGAAAUGUUAAAACACCUUCAAUACGUUUAAAAGAAGCAUUAUUAGAUAAUCAUUUAUAUUUACCAUCAUCAAUUAUUAUAGCACAACAACGUCGUUGUAUUGUUUUUAAAUUUGGUGCACAAAGA